UGGUGUCACGUGGUGCUUUUAAAGUGCUGGAGUUUUGGAUGGGUUGCACAAAGUGGACUGAAGCUUCCAGCACAACGACCUCACCUGAGGACUUUAGCAAGAAUGGACGCAGGUCUCAGACAGAGCAACGGGGAACACGGGAAAAAGGGCUCUUUGACCUCCUCCUACCUGGAAGAACCAAUAAACCAAUCAGGAGUGUUGUCUUGCAUCUUCUCCCUGAAGGAAGAGGUUGGCGCACUCGCAAAGGCUCUCAGACUGUUUGAGGAGAAAGGCAUUAACCUGACCCACAUUGAGUCCCGUCCAUCACGCAAGAAUAAAUUGGAAUAUGAGUUCUUCAUCAGUGUGGAUUCGGCUUCCUCAAAUGUUCUUGACGAAGUUGUGGAUAGUCUGCGCAAACAGAUCAGUGGCCAAGUGCAUGAGCUGUCUCGCAACAAACAGAAAGACACAGUUCCAUGGUUCCCCAAUGACAUCCAGGACUUGGAUCGUUUUGCCAACCAGAUUCUCAGUUAUGGGUCAGAGCUGGAUGCAGACCAUCCUGGCUUUACAGACCUGGUGUACCGAGCCAGGAGAAAGGAAUUUGCUGACAUUGCCUACAACUACAGACAUGGACAGCCUAUUCCUCAUGUGGAAUACACUGCUGAAGAGAAGGCCACAUGGGGAACGGUUUUCAAAGAGUUGAAGACUUUGUACCCCACACACGCCUGCCGUGAACACAACCGUGUUUUCCCACUGCUGGAGAAAUACUGUGGGUACCGUGAAGACAACAUCCCACAGCUAGAGGACAUCUCACGCUACCUGCAGUCAUGCACAGGUUUCCGGCUGCGCCCUGUGGCAGGUCUCCUCUCCUCUCGGGACUUCUUGGCUGGUCUCGCCUUCCGAGUGUUUCACUCUACCCAGUACAUACGCCAUAGCUCCAAGCCCAUGUACACACCUGAGCCGGACAUCUGCCAUGAGCUGCUGGGACAUGUCCCAUUGUUUGCUGACCCAAGUUUUGCCCAAUUCUCACAGGAAAUUGGACUUGCUUCCUUGGGCGCACCUGAUGAAUUCAUUGAGAAGCUGGCUACAGUCUACUGGUUCACCGUGGAAUUCGGUCUGUGCAAGCAAGGAAAUGAAGUAAAAGCUUAUGGAGCUGGUCUGCUCUCAUCUUUUGGAGAACUCCAGUACUCUUUGACAGACAAACCAAAACUCCAGCCCUUUGAGCCAGAGAGCACGUGCCUGCAGAAGUAUCCCAUCACAGAGUUCCAGCCAGUUUACUUUGUGGCUGAGAGUUUUGAGGAUGCCAAAGAAAAAGUCAGGAGAUUUGCAGCCACCAUUCCCAAACCUUUUUCAGUGCACUACAAUGCAUACACACAGAGCAUUGAGGUGUUGGACAACACACAGCAGCUGAAAAACCUGGCUGACAGCAUCAGUGGUGAGAUCUCAGUCCUUUGCAAUGCCCUAAGGAAGAUGGAGUGAAGAUGGAGAAUUUUACUAUUUUAGAGGAAAUUCUGGAAUGUCAAAUGUGCUUUACAAAAUCUUAAGUAGCUAUACAGUUUUGCUUUUUAGGCCUAUAUCAUCACUUUUAGUUGUACUAAUUAGAUUGUGCUAGAGAGAGAACUAACCACGUUUGUCAUAGUAUUAAAUUAGUCAAAUGUAGAACAUUUGUAUAGCCUAAUUUAGCAAGUCCAAAUAUUGACCGCGUAUUUAUCUGAAAUAUAACGAAAUAUUACGAACAAAAUAGCUAUGCAAAAAAAAUUGCUUUUAAAUACCAAAAAUGUGCUUUAAGCAUUAUAAGGCAGGUUGGUUGCAGUAUUUGUUAUUUUAUAUAUUAUUAGCUUUUUUUUCUCUGUCUCUGGAUAGAUUAAGAGUAAAAAAAUAAAGAUUGCUUACCGUCGAACUUUUGUUUCAGCUGUUGCUGCUUCUUAUUGUACAGUGUUGCUUUAUAAUUCACGGGAUAAUUUUUCCAAGCACGCGCAAUUAAUGAAAUCACAAGAACAAGGGCUUGAUGAUAGGCCACCAGGAAAUUAGGAAUUUCAUUUGGGGGAUUAAUCCUUUCUCGAGUAAAAUGUAUUUGAUUUAAAACAUUGUUCAGAUGCUCCAAAUUAAAACUGAAGUUUAAUAAUGGAGUAGUUUAACUGAACAGGCUACUUGCAAAACAUAGUAACGCUUCACUGUGAACGCAAUUCUGCAGCCUGAAAAUAUAAUUCGUCGGUGGCUGUUUUAAAGACAUAAGAAAUUGAAUUGAAAUGUUACGCAUGCAUUGUUAUGAUAUAUUUCAAGUUAUCAAUAAAGUGUAUUAUUGUUAUUAUUA
Myxocyprinus asiaticus (Chinese sucker) is the source of this 2290-nucleotide messenger RNA. RefSeq names its product phenylalanine-4-hydroxylase-like. Gene Ontology annotation, biological process: L-tyrosine biosynthetic process; L-phenylalanine catabolic process. Gene Ontology annotation, molecular function: phenylalanine 4-monooxygenase activity; iron ion binding. Bases 103 to 1455 code for a protein of 450 amino acids. NCBI's taxonomy places the organism in Eukaryota, Metazoa, Chordata, Actinopteri, Cypriniformes, Catostomidae. The record is from RefSeq and is a predicted model, not a curated record. The transcript is spliced from 13 exons.